CAGCACAGACCAACCUGGUCUACACUAAAGAGUUUUACAUUGAUGUUCACCGGUGGGGGCCUGACUAACCGCACAGCAAGAAGAAGCCUUCUGCGUGCUGUGUCUGGACUGCACUGGCAAUCUACAUAAUGGCGCUAACUCUAGGCCUGGGACUAUUGGCGCUUAAAGUGUUUAACAUGCAGGAGGAAAUACGCAAACUCCAAAGAGAAGACGACUCUCAUUUAGCAGAGGAACUGGUCAGCCCCUUCUACAAUGAAACUCUUCCGGAGAGAAGCUUUUACAGAAAGAACCCCAGAGGUGAAGAACCAUUGAUCGAAAGCUUAGAAGAGGAAAUCAACACCAUUAGGGUCAGCAACCACCAUUUAUGGAUGAGGAUGAACAAUAUCACACUGGCUGCAGGGCAACUUGGAAUCAAAGGAGAACCUGGUCCUCCAGGAGGAAAAGGUGAGAAGGGAGACAUGGGUCUACGAGGACCAGCUGGAAGCAAAGGAGAACCAGGGUCAAAGGGUAUUGGAUUUCCUGGGGAGAAAGGAGAGAAGGGUAAUCCUGGAGAAAAGGGUGCUGAAGGUCUUUCUGGCCCUGGGGGUGCUCAGAAAGGGGAAAAAGGUUCCUCUGGAAAGGAUGGAACUCCAGGGAUACCUGGAGGAGUAGGAGCUCCAGGUGCCAAGGGAGACAAGGGAGAAGCAGGAAUAGAAGGACCAAACGGGACAAAAGGAGACCAAGGUUUAAGAGGACCACCGGGUGAAGAUGGAAGUAAAGGGGACAGGGGCCUCACUGGUCCAAAAGGUGAACCAGGAAUGAAAGGGGAUAGGGGGCCUACAGGUCUUCAAGGAAGUAAAGGUGAAGUGGGUGAGAAAGGAGAGAUGGGCCACAGAGGACAAACUGGUGCUCCUGGAAACAAGGGAGAUGCAGGUAGAGUGGGUGCACCAGGGUUUCCAGGACAGAAAGGAGAGGCAGGAAUCCCAGGAGAGAGGGGACCUGAAGGUGAAAAGGGACAAAGAGGAGUAGCAGGCAUUCCAGGACCAAAGGGAGAACAGGGAGAUUCAGGGUUUAGAGGCCAACAUGGUGAAAGCAGGCAGUGCAUUCCAGGUCCAAAAGGUGAACGAGGAAUGAAAGGCUCCAAAGGAGACAUGGGACCUAGAGGACUGCCAGGGAGCAAAGGUGAGAGGGGUGAACCAGCGGGAAGCUACUCCGACCCCCAGAUAAGGCUCGUUGGAACAGCUAAGGAGGGCCGUGUCGAAAUUCUGUACAAAGGGAAGUGGGGAACAAUAUGUGAUGAUAAAUGGGACAAAAGCGAUGGAAACGUGGUCUGCAAAAUGCUGGGAUAUAGUCAUGCAGUUCGCAUCAUGACAGCACCCACACCACUCACCCCCGAAAAAGUUUCUGAUCCCAUUUGGCUCGAUAACGUGGAGUGCAGUGGAACAGAAGCUUCCAUUUUUGACUGUGAAAAGAGCGACUGGGAGGUUCACGACUGCAGCCACAGCGAAGAUGCUGGGGUGGAAUGUGCCUAAGCCAGUGUAGAAAUGGGCAUGGUACACUGCUGUCUGGCGUAAGAUGUCGUAAUCCCAUCAGUUCCAAAAGACUGUGCUGCUGUUGUCUGUGACUGGGACUUGCUUCUUUGUUUCUGUGUUUAUAAAACUGUUGGUUUCUUUACCUAUUUUAAAAAUAUGCAUUAACUAGGCAAGUAAUUGUUCCUUAAAUCUUUAAUAACCAGUAAGGCCAAGAGUAAACCAGGAAAUCCAGUUGCCACUAGGGUGACCAGACAGCAAAUGUGAAAAAUCGGGAUGGAGGCUGGGGGUAAUAAGAGCCUAUUUGGGUAAAAAGACCCAAAAAUCGCCCUAUAAAAUCGGGACAACUGGUCACCCUAGUUGCCGCAAAACAAUUAUUGACAGAAAAGGAAUGAAAUACCCAAGUCAUGCAAACACUCGUAAAUCUUCGGGUAACCUGGCUGGUCUGGUAUCCAGUAAUCAUGUAUUCUGCACAGAGUGGAAGGAUAGUGGAAGUUAAAGCUUAGGAGUAGGAGACCUGUGCCCGGCACUCUUCCGAGCUCUUCCCUGGACCUCCUUCAUGACCAUGGCCAGGUCACUAAGGCCCAGAUCCUUAAAGGUGAGGAGUUAGGCACAUGAAAACCUUUGAGGAUCUGGUCCGUAACCUCUGUUUCUCAGUUUCACAGUCUCCCAAUCUAUUAAACAGAGGUAAUUAUACUUACCUCUCAGGAGUAUUAGGAAGACUGAUUCAUAUUCUAGAGUCCUUUUAGAUCCUUAGACAUAACGCUCUAUGGAAAUAUAGAAAUAUAUACAAAUACAAAGCAGGAGAAUGCAUUAGCCACAGUACCAUUCUGACAGAAAGUCACUGAUGAUGAAGUGUAAAGCUUGCAGAGUUAACUGUCCUAUAUGUAGCUACAUAAUGGCUUCCAUCCUUUACUGUCUGUUAUACAGAACCAUGUCUGAUGCAUUGAUUUUUAUUUGUACUGAGCACUUUCUUUCUUUUUAAGGAUCCACAACACACUCCUGCACCAUACAUUUACAUAUUGUAACGUGGCGGAUGAACAGUAGCACAUA
This is a messenger RNA of Mauremys mutica (yellowpond turtle), 2561 nucleotides long. RefSeq names its product macrophage receptor with collagenous structure (gene MARCO). Gene Ontology annotation, cellular component: membrane. The transcript has 18 exons. NCBI's taxonomy places the organism in Eukaryota, Metazoa, Chordata, Testudines, Geoemydidae. The coding region runs from base 129 to 1511 and encodes 460 amino acids. The record is from RefSeq and is a predicted model, not a curated record.